AUGACAUCCUAUUAUACAUCAUUGGCAAAAGUUACCCUGCGUCGUGGCGAACCCUAUUUACGCACAACAACUCCGUCUGCAAGUCCCUCUUCAUCGACUACAACUCCCGUUAAAACUACAACAGUCACUCCUACUCAUCAAUCCUCUACAACAAAUAGCAGUGUCACCGAUUCAUCACAAUCGUUAACAUCACCGACAAGUACUCCAUCAUCACUGAAUGGUAGUUUAGCUCCAUCAACUGCACCUCCUCCUCCACCUCCUCCACCUUUACCACCCUUGUUACAUGUAACAAACGGCUCUUCACGUCCAUCUCAAGAUUCGACUAGUCAAUCAGCCGCUCUUCACAGUUCACUCUCCCAUACAAUAACAUCAAAUGGUGAUUACAGAUCUACAUUGUAUCCCUCAAUUAAUAAUCAAAAUGGUCUCUUAUCAUCCACUCCGAUUCCCCCUCCACCACCUGCUUAUUCAUCCAAUUCGACUCUAUCGAGAUUAGUCCAACAUCGAGAUGAACCAAGAAGAAAAGAGUCCGAGAGUUCGAGUUCAACGACGAAUACGAAAACAGCAGUUCAUGAUCAACAACAACUUCAACCACAACAAAGAAUUCGAGAAAUUAGUAGCAAUGUUGGAUUUGUAUCAUUGCCGGAUCAAGUACACCGUCGUGCUGUUAAACGGGGAUUUGAAUUUAAUCUUAUGGUUGUUGGUCAAUCCGGUUUAGGUAAAUCAACAUUUAUUAAUACAUUGUUUCAAACUGAAUUAUAUGGACAAGAUUUUCCAUCUACUGUUCAUCGUAAAAAGAAGACCGUAUCGAUCGAUUCAUCAAGUAUUAUUCUGAAAGAAAAAGGUGUUCAAUUACGUCUAACAAUUGUUGAUACACCUGGAUUUGGAGAUGCUGUUGAUAAUAGUAAUUGUUGGCAGCCAAUAUUGGAUUAUAUUGAUUCGAAAUAUGAAGAAUUUUUAAAUGCUGAAUCACGAGUCAUUCGUCGACAAGCAUCCGAUAAUAGAGUACAUUGUUGUUUAUAUUUCAUCUCACCAACAGGACAUAGUCUUCAACCGCUUGAUAUUGAAUUUAUGAAACGUUUACAUGAUCGUGUUAAUAUCAUUCCCGUUAUAGCCAAAGCUGAUACUCUAACAUCUGAUGAAUUGAGAAUAUUUAAAAAAUCAAUAUUACAAGAUAUUCAUAAUGAAAAAGUGAAAUUAUAUGAAUUUCCAGAUUGUGAUGAUGAUGAAGAAAAUAAAUUAACAAAAACAUAUAAAGAAAAAGUUCCAUUUGCUGUUGUCGGUAGUAAUAUUGUAUUGGAACGAGCAAAUAAACGAGCGAGAGUUAGACAAUAUGCGUGGGGAAUUGUCGACGUGGAAGAUGAAGCUCACAGUGAUUUUAUUGCAUUGAGAAGUAUGCUUAUCCGAACAAAUUUAAUUGAUUUACGUGAUGUCACUCAUAAUAUUCACUAUGAAAACUAUCGUUAUAAGAAAUUAAGUCAUUCAACGAGUAGUGGUACGACGGGUACAGAUUCAACUAAAGCCGGAUCAAAUAAAUCAUUACAAUCAAACAAAAAUUUUUUUUCACAAUUAGAAGAUGAACGUGCUGAAACUGAAUUACGUUUAGAAAAAAUGAGUCGUGAUAUGGAAGCCGUUUAUCAAUCAAAAGUAACAGAAAAAUUACAAAAAUUAGAAGAAAGUAAACAAAAUGUUUUGAAAACUCAAGAAUCAUAUCGUCAAAGUUUACAACAAGAAGAUGAACGUUUAAGUUCGAAACGAGAAGAAUUUGAAAAACAUCGACGAGAAUGGGAUGAAAGUUCAAAAGUAUUUGAAUCAAGUGGAUCAUUAACACAAGAUAUACCAAAAUUACCAACGUUAAGUAAUCAACGUCCAUUAGCUGACUGUUUGUCAGAGGACGGGGCUGCGUGGAAGCACUCGACAGACCAUGAUAAUGCCAAUGUCUAUUCAAGUGGACAUUGGGCCUUAAAACGUUAA
This is a messenger RNA of Didymodactylos carnosus, 1971 nucleotides long. The record is from the annotation of a GenBank genome assembly. NCBI's taxonomy places the organism in Eukaryota, Metazoa, Rotifera, Eurotatoria, Philodinida, Philodinidae.